GCUCAAAAUCGUAUUUUUUCGUAAAUUUUUGAAUUGCUACUAAAUCUUAGCGAACACAAAAUAUAUGACUGAAUCGCAAAGAAACUGUAGAAAUACUUCACACCUCGUCGUUUUGUCGUUCGUUGAUCACAAUAUUGCUUAUCGUGCAUUCAACACAUUUGAAGGUGGAGUACAAGCAACCAUAUAAACAAGAUACCAGCAUUGGAUCACUAUGCCAAUAAAUGAGGAAAGCAACACUGGUCGUAGGUAUUUUGACCAGACAAAAAGAGGGAGACAAAUCAAUGUUCUAUCGUUUGUGUUGCAGGAAAGAAGUAAAAAUUGCUGGUGAUUAAUGUGCGUGACGAUUUAUGUAUUUAUUAAAUUAAAAUACAUUUAGUUAAUAAAAAGCUGUAAAGUCUAAUAUUAAAGUAAAUGUGAUACAAAAAGGAGUGAUAUACGGUAAAGCCUAAGCGAUUUAGUUGUGAAUAAAAUAUAAAUUACAUCGUUGUUUGCUGUCCUGUGGCGAAUAAAUUGUUAGUUGCAUGGGACAAAAGUCGUGUAAUAAACAAAAGGAAAAAUAAAUGUUGCAACACAAUAAAAUUAACAUAAAAUCAUAGCGCAAAUUCAAAUCAAAUACUUUUAUAUCAAUAAGAAAACCAACGAAAGGUAUAUUUGUGUAUAUAUUGACAGAACAGAAGCGGCAAGCAAAGGAGGAACACCAAAUAGCAAAACAUCAACCAGUAAAGCAAGCAAAUAACAUGGCAAGCGAAAUCGAUGAUUUGAUAGAGAAGCUGAAAUCGAUCUCGGUGAGUGUGGAGAACACGUCCAGUGACAGCUACAGCAACACCAACAACCUACUCACCCAAAUAUCCGCUACGAAAGACCCCAAACUCUUCGACAAACAUGAAUUGGCCGAUCUCUUCAUGGCUUUGGCACAAUCAGAGGAAUUGAACAUACGCAAGGAGGCAGCAAAAUGCAUUGCCGAAAUCACAAAAUCCGAAGUGCAACGUAAAAAAUUCACAAAACGUGAAAUUAUCGAAGUGUUUCUGAAAUGUCUACGCGAGCUGCCGGCUGAUGCGAAUAUGGAGUUGCCCAUACAAAUAUGCCGAGCUCUCGGCAAUAUCUGCUAUUUGAAUGAUGAGGCGCGCGAUCUCAUACUCGAGCUGCAUGGCGACGAGGUGCUUGUGCGCCUGCUCGACAUAACGCAUGUAGACGACACAGAGAACGCAUUACAGUUUAUUAAAGUGCGCGGCGGUUUGCUUUCGAAUUAUUUAUUGGGUGGCGAGGGUUUGGCUAAACGCGCCCUGGAUUUGGAAAUUAUGCAAAAGCUACAACAGAUCAUUACAAUCGGCAUGGGCAAUGUUGAUGAACAUGAAGAUCUGCUAUUGAAUACUCUACCGCUGUUGAGCAUACUAACGGAAAAUGCGCCCGAUUUAAACUUUGAUGCGAAUCUCAAUAUACAGUUGUCACAUAUUUUGGCUGCCUCCACAAAUCCCGAUUUAGCGGAAAUGUGCCUUGAAUUGUUGCAUUAUCAGGCGGAAAAUGAUGAUGUGAAAUUGCUGCUGGCAAAGGAUGGCCUCUGUGAGACGAUCUAUAAUCUGCUUGAGAAAUAUAAGACUUUGGCGAGUACCAGUGAGGCGCGUGCGCUUAUGAAGCUGGCAUGCGAAUUGAUUGUAUUAAUACUCACGGGAGACGAAUCAAUGCAUUAUCUUUACUCGACGCCACUGCUUAAAAGCAUGGAGGACUGGCUCGAUUCGGAAGACAUCGAUCUUCUCACCACCGGUGUGCUUGCGCUGGGCAAUUUCGCGCGUACAGACAGCCAUUGCAUUUAUAUGGUAGAAAAUAAGAUUAUGAACAAAUUACUCGAUGUCUUGGCCAAAAAUAAUGGCGUAAAAGACGAUGUGCGCCUGCAGCAUGCACUGCUCAGCGCAUUGCGUAAUCUUGUCAUACCGAAGCCAAACAAAAAUGCUGUCAUACAAGCUGGACUUGUUGAAACCAUACUGCCAAUGCUGGAGAUACAUCAGCCGCCGGUCGUCUUCAAGCUGUUGGGUACUUUACGCAUGACAGUGGAUGGUCAAGAAAAACUGGCUUUGGAACUGCUACGCAAUAAGGCACUUAUCGAGCAACUUGUACACUGGAGCAAAUCGUCAGACUAUGCUGGCGUCACUGGCGAGUCGCUAAGGCUAAUGGCUUGGCUAAUCAAGCACGCCUAUUUGGGUCGCAUCGCUUACGCCUUGCCACGCAAAGGUGAUGCACCGGUUGAACAUUUCGCAGAUAAGCUGCCACCAGAGGAUUACGAUCGCAGCAGCUUGCAAGCAUUCAUCGCCAUUGAAGGCACCGUCGAGGCUAUGAUCAACAUGUUGACAUCACAACAUUUAGUCAUGCAAAACGAAGCGCUAAUUGCCUUAUGUAUAUUGUCUGUGGUGUAUUUGACGAAUAGCGCUGCCGCCAAGAGUGAUGAUGUGAAUCUGGCAGAGAUUUAUAUUAAAUAUGAAGUUGGUAAGAAAUUGGCAGAAUUAAUACGUAAAUCAUCGGACACAAUGACCAAGGAGAUUGUGGAAAAUUUGCAAAACUUUAAUAAUCUACUGCGCACUUCCGGCAAAUUGGUGACGCAUCUGGAGGAGAACAAUAUCAAUGAGUUGCUGAAGUCGAUACCGAUACUAACCGAGUACUGCACACUCUAAAAUUAUGCGUAGUGUGCGUCCAUAGCCACAGGGUUGGGGACUGUUGUCAGUUAGGGAACUGGCAAAAUCAAUUUGAUUUGAAGGUUUAUCACGCGUGUGUGGAUUAAUGUGAAGAAAUUUUAACUUAGGGAAAAAUGUUGGCAAAUGCAAAUUGUUGAAAUUGUUAAAGAAAAAACGCAUAAAUAAUACAUAUAUAAUAACUAGUUUAUUAUUUCUCUAAACACACAGAUAUAUGUACAUAUAUAGACAUAUAAGUGCUGACAUUCAAGAAUCUAUGUUUCGGCACAUUACAUUAACCACGUGAGAAGUAGAUUUGCAAAGAUUUCGUAGCGAACGAGUAAACGUUUUAGCAUUUUACGCGAAUUUUUUUAGUGUUGUGACCGUUUACUUACAUACAUACGUACAUAUUUACACCUACAUACAUAUAGUAUAUACUCACUGAAAUGUUUAAAUGCGAAAAUAUCAAUGUGCCGGCGGUAAAAAUGCGUAUAGGAGAAAUUUUUAAGAACAUAUAUAUAUAUAUAUAUAUAUUUAUAUAUAUUUUUUUUUGUUCUUAAUAUUUUUUUAAACUAUUUUUCUUUUUAAUAUUUGAGCUAAUUAGUGCGAUUUGAUAAAAGUAUGCAAAAUUGUAACACAAUCAGAAUUCUAAUAAGACAAAUUUAUUAGAAUUGUUCCCUCCUCGUCGCGACCAAAACUUUUUGCAGCAUAAUUUAAAUGAUAAAAAUAAACGCCCAUAACCAAUCUUAUGACUAUUAUUAUGGUAUUUUUGCAACAAAUAUUCAAAUUGAAAUAAUUUACAUUAACGAAGUAUUUUCUUAUUUAAGGGACACACCUGAUAUGUCAAUUCAAUUGCUUUAAAAAUUUACGAUUAUACACAGUAAAAUUUUUAAGAAAAAAUUAAACAUUUUACGAGUUACAUGCGAUCUCCGGAUGGUGCUAAAAAAGUACCUCCAUUGCCGCAGUAAUUCGUAUGUGAAACCUAAAAAAAAUUUCUACUAAAAUAUAUUGUUCGUACAAUGACCUAUGCUAUUGUCAAAAAAAAAAUCGGAAAUUGACAAAAUCGCAACGUUAAACCAAAAUAAGCUUAAUUUUUUCCAAAAUAAAAAAACUGAUAGGUCAUUGUAUGGAGAACUAUGUAUAUGCAGAACUUGCAGAAAAAAUCUGAUAGUGAGAAAAACGCGUUUAAAGUUAUCUUUAUAUCAAUUUAUAUUGAUGGAGCUGAUUAAAGUGAUUGAACUGAGCGGCUACACUUUGGAAGGCUGUAACUCAAAAACCUAUUUCAGAUAUCGAUUUAAUUUUUUAGUAUGUUAUUCAUAAAGGUACAGUCAAUUGUAAAUAAAAAAAAAUUUCACACUAGAUGUGCCCCUUAAUAUUUGCGUAACAAACUUAGUUAGUUUUGAAUUUUUCGCAAAUAGUUAACAUUUUUUGCCAGCACGAAUUUCUUAACUCUCGUCCACACAUACUUUAGGUUUCCACCUGUACGCAUGUGCUCACAUAAUACAUACAUUUUACAUAAUACAAAUAGAUGGCACAUAAAUAUGAAAUAUAGCGUCAUCUGCACGAAUGCAAAUUAUUUUAAAUAAUCAACAGUAUAUUGUGAAUUUUAUUUAAUAUACACCCAUAAAUAAACAUACAUACAUUAUAUUAAUUAAAAAUUUAAUGUCGCACAUUAGUUUAUAAGUAAUAAGUACAUAUAUAAUAAAGUUGAGAGAAUCGUAGUGAGUGUGUAGUCGCACAUGUACUAGCGCUAGAACAACGAUUUGCAGUCAGACUUGUAGUUUUUAGUAAUAGCAUAUACAAUAUUGAAGCAUUGUAUCGUAAUUUAGUAGUAGAAGAAAAAGGUAUCGUAAAAUUCAAACCUCAGCAAAAAAAAAACAUAUAUCUUUUUUUUGAAAAACAGAAGAUGCAGAUAGUAGUAAUUCAAGAGUUAAAAAAUCAGUAAUUAUUAAUAUUUGAUAUUAAAAAAUUCUUAAUCAUCCACAUAUUUUUUAUGUACAAAUUACAUCUUUAACGAUGCAAAACUCUCUCUCAUUGAAAACUAUCAUAUAUUCUUCUAUUAUAUAAAUUACAUACAUAUAUUUUUGAAAAACUUGCAUGUUUCUUCCUCAAAAACGAUUUCUAACGGAUGUAAUUAAAAAAAACUUUUUUAAAUUUAUAUUUAUAUAUUUAAGCUCCAAAGUAAAUAAAAUGUAAGUGCGUUGGAGAUGCUUGAAAUAGCACAUGUGCAUGCAUAAAUAUAUUUUACCGUUUCGCAAAGUA
Messenger RNA from Bactrocera oleae (olive fruit fly), 4922 nucleotides. It is a transcript of the gene vimar, whose product is annotated as visceral mesodermal armadillo-repeats. Lineage: Eukaryota; Metazoa; Arthropoda; Insecta; Diptera; Tephritidae. The record is from RefSeq and is a predicted model, not a curated record. Gene Ontology annotation, cellular component: cytosol. Gene Ontology annotation, molecular function: guanyl-nucleotide exchange factor activity; protein binding. Gene Ontology annotation, biological process: positive regulation of GTPase activity.